This is a messenger RNA of Eimeria necatrix, 501 nucleotides long. RefSeq names its product DNA topoisomerase III alpha, putative. Gene Ontology annotation, biological process: DNA topological change. The coding region runs from base 1 to 501 and encodes 166 amino acids. The transcript is spliced from 7 exons. Gene Ontology annotation, cellular component: nucleus. Gene Ontology annotation, molecular function: DNA topoisomerase type I (single strand cut, ATP-independent) activity; DNA binding. The record is from RefSeq and is a predicted model, not a curated record. Lineage: Eukaryota; Apicomplexa; Conoidasida; Eucoccidiorida; Eimeriidae.
AUGUCUCUCCAGGCCGGAAGUACGCAGCCUCCAACUCUCCUCACAGAGGCUGACCUCAUCGACAAGAUGGACAAGGGUUAUCAACACGUUGGUCGACUCUGCAACGCAGACCUUUCACGGCCAGACCUGAGGGCCAGCAUGGAACGAGAUAUGACGCUAAUUGCCAGGGGCGUUGAACGCAAGGAAGAUGUUAUUCAGAGGCAUGUGGGCACAGUGGCCGAGGUGUUUCGGCUUCUGCGCGUGCAUAUAGCGUUGCUAGAUGAGCAGCUGCAGCGGAUCUUCCCUCCACCGGCUGCUUCAGACGCUGAAUCUCGCGUUCUUCAAAGCAAUUUUUGCGUCUGUGCAAAAUGUGGUAGCUCAAUGGACCUUAUGGACACCGGAGGCGGAGCACAGGGCAACAGCUCAAGGCGCGGAAGGAGCAAUGCGAGACACGGAUCUGCAGAUGCAAGCGGAGACCCAGGGACGGACCGCUUUCUUGUAAGUAGCACCCAACAAGCGUGA